Molecule: messenger RNA, 6656 nt
Organism: Paramecium sonneborni
Lineage: Eukaryota; Ciliophora; Oligohymenophorea; Peniculida; Parameciidae
Source: the annotation of a GenBank genome assembly
AUGAUACUUUAACAAUCAAUACUACACAACGAAGAUGAAAAAGAAUAAAUAAGAAGAGAUUUUGAUGUUUUCAGUAUUGAAGAAGUAUUUAUUAAAUACUAUUAUGUAGUUGAAUAAUGAAUUGAGAGUUCAAAACAAUUAAGAAUUGUUAAGGAAAGUUCAUGAUUUAUUUUUUGAUAUAAAAGCAGAAGAGUAAGAAAUCUAUUAAGAAGAAUUAUAAUCACAAAUGUAAGAUGAAUAUGAAGACAUGCUAAUCAAUUACAAAAACAUUUCUAAUUCCUAUUUAAAACUUAUCCCUUAAAGUGAUUUAUAGUUAGCUCAAAAUUACACAGACUAGUAACUAUCAUAAUUUAACUAGAUAUCCACUUCUAGCAAUAAGAAAACGAUUGUUAAUAUUUCAAAAAAGAGUUUCAUUAUUAGCAACUAACAUUGUUACUAAUACUAUCUUUGAAAUCAUAACAAUCUUUAUUAUUAUAUUUAAUUCAAUAAUGUUGGCAUUGGAUGAUCCAACCACUGAAGAACAAACAGAAUUUGCCAACCUAAUGGAUUAAAUAUUUUUAAUCUAUUAUACAAUUGAAGCUGUCUUAAAGAUAAUAGCUUAAGUAAAGUAUUCUCUAAAAUAGGGAUUAAUAUUACCAAAGAAAGCAUAUCUAAGAGAAACAUGGAACAUUUUAGAUUUCUCAGUCAUCAUUACUGCCUAUUUACCUUUUUUUGUAUCUUCAAACUCAUUAAAUCUUAAUUCUUUACGAUCCUUUAGAGUCUUAAGACCACUUAGAACAAUAUCUUCAAUAAAGUCUCUGAGAAUGAUAUUGUUAGCAUUAUUUGCAUCUUUAGCUUAAUUAAGAGAUGCUGCUAUAGUAUUAGUUUUCUUUUAUACUAUUUUUGCAAUUGCUGGAGUUUAAUUAUUUUCAGGAUAUCUCAAACGACGUUGUUUCAGCGAAAUUGGAAUAAAAUUAUUAACUAAAUUUGAAAUAAAUGCUUAUUGUGCAAUUGAUUCAGAUUGUCCAACAGAUUACAUUUGUGGUAAAUAAAUUAGAAAUCCUGAAAGUGAUUUAAUAAAUUUUGAUACUUUUGGUUGGGCAUUUCUUUAAGUCUUUGUUAUCACAACUCUUGAAGGAUGGUCUAAAAUAUCAGAAGCUGUUAUUCUUACAUUCUCUGAAUUUGUGAUCUUUUAUUUCUUACUUGUAAUUAUAGUCGGAGCCUUUUUUCUUGUUAAUUUAACACUAGCUGUCAUUAAAUUAAAUUUUAAACCUGAAAAAAUUGAAGAAGAACUUAAAUUAAUAUCUGAUGAUAUUGAAUUUUAUGAUUAUUGGGAAUUAAGAAAGCUUGGUCUAUAUAAAACAAAAAGAUAUACUGUAGAUAUAAUCAAUUAUGGUGCUUCUGAAUAAAAAUCUUAUCAACCAUAUUUUAUUCGUCCUAAAUCUAGAAAGGCCAACACUGUUAAUUUAAAUAAUAUUGAAAAUAAUUAUAAACCACCAACCUAUAAAAAUAUCUAGUUUAAAGCUAUCUAAUAAGCUAAAUAUUAUAGUAAAUCUAUCAAUUUGAAAGACAAAGUUAAACUAUAAGGAAUCUAUGGAAUGGGAAAUAUUGAAAAAGAUUUAUUUCCUAAUAAUAAUAAACUUGAUUCAAUCUUAAAAUAAAAUGACAAUCAUUCUAUAUCUUCCAAAACGAAUGAAUUAAAGAAAUAAUCAUCAGAAAAUCUAAUUCCAAGUGAAAAUAAUUUAGAUAGGUAAGAUAAAUAAUAAAGAAUAAUGUCAGUCAAAUCUAAAAAUUAAACUAAUAGCAAUUAUAGUAAAAAUGGUGAUUAAGAUGAAAAUUAAAAAGUUGAUAUUCCUCAUCCAAGAAAAAGAAAAUCUACCUCGCAAUAAUUUUUAAAUUUCGUAAGAUCACCUUCUAAAUACUCUAAAACUAUCAAAAUUAUUAAUAAAAAAGAUAGUAUAGAUUUACUUAGCAACACUGAAUUUAGUAGCAUUAAUUUAAGUGAACUUUCUGAAUAUUAAUGUGAUAAUCGACUUUAAGAAAUUGCUGUUGAUUUAGAACCUGUUGAUUAAAAAAAUAUUGAAUUAAUUGAAAAGGAAAAUGAAUUAAAAGAAUUCAGAACUAUAAGAAAAACAGAACCAAAAAAAAUUAAAGAUUUUAUAUAAAAUGAACAAAAUGAUCAUUAAUUUGAUGAAAAAAAUCUUAAACUCAAAUCAAAAUUACACAGCAUAUAAUUUUAUCCAAUUAUUAAGAUAGACCAUGAAUAAUACACAAGUACAGAAGAGGUUCUUGAAACUAAAUACAUAAAAGAGCUUCAUUUAAAAAAAUAAGUUUAAGAAUACAAAUUUAAAACAAUGAGUGUAAAAAUUUAAUAUUGUUUUAAAAAUUCAAAAUAAAUCAUAUUUAGUUAAUAAUCUCAAAAAUCAAACCAUAAAAAAUAAUAUACUACUAUUUAAAAUUAGAAGUAAUAAAUUGCUAAAAAACUAAAAGUAUUUCAUGGAAUAAGACGGAUUAAGCCUAUAUUAGAUGAUAUACAUCCUGUUGAAGAAUUUCUAAUGUUAUCUGAGUUAGUUGAUUCUGAGACUCGCCGUGAAGAAGAAUAAGAAGUAGAUGUACAGAACUCAUAAAACCCACUUAUGGACACUUACGAUCAUUUAAAAAGGAAAAAAAAAAAUUAGAUGAAUUAGAAGUAAGAAUUAACAUAUUAAGAACUAUAAUCUUACUUUUUUGAUACUAAUGAUUGCAUUGUAGAUCUUAAUAAGAAUCAAACUGUAAUAAGAGAAAUUGAGUAAAACAAUAAAAACAUCUUUUUGUCAUAUCACGAAAGAGAGGCAUAAAGAGCAGUGUUUUAUCAUGAUUAUUAUGAAAUAAGGAAAAAGGAUACAUUAUCAAAUGGAAUUAUUUAAGCAAUAUCAUCUAUUGAAGAUGUGUUAUUGGUAUCAGAUUAUACAUUUUUUGAUUAAAAGUUUGCAAUUUAAAUGAAUUCAGUUAUGAAGGCAAUGAAUUAUGAUGAUAAUGCUUAUUUUAAAUGGAUAAAAGGAUUCACUGGUUUAUUAUUGGUAUGUUAGAGGAAUUUGUAUCAUUUUAUAUAAUCAAGUAGUUUUGAAGGGAUGAUGAAUUUAGCAGUAGCAUUAAACACAAUAAUUUUGGGUUUGGAUGGAUUGAUUUCAGAAGAAAGUAAUGCUUUUUUAGUUUAAUUUAAUUUUACAUUUACAAUAUUGUUUACAGUUGAAUUAGGAUUAAAAAUGAUGGCUUUGGGAGCUAUAACAUAUAUGAAGGAUACAAUGAAUAUUUUUGAUGCUUUAAUAGUAUGUUUGAGUUUAGUGGAGCUUUUUAUAUUGGGAGGAUCAAAUGGAAAGUCUUCAUUAUCAGCAUUCAGAGCUGUUAGAAUAUUUAGAGCAUUUAGAGUAUUAAGAGUGACAAAAUUAAUGAAAAGCUUAUAAUUCAUGGGAUUUUUAAUAAAGGUUUUAACAAAUUCUUUUUAAUCUUUAAUGUAUAUAUUGUUGUUAAUGAUUAUAUUCAUAUUUAUAUUUACUUUAUUAGGUAUGUCUUUUUUUGGUGGUCAAUUAACUGAUACUCCAAGCAGAGAAAAUUUUGAUAAUUUGUAGAGUUCAUUUUUAAUUGUGUUUUAGGUAUUGACAUUAGAAAAUUGGAAUUCUCUUUUAUAUGAAUUAUUAUUGUAACCAUUAAGUCCUGUAAUUACUAUGAUAUAUCUGGUGUUUUGGAUUAUGAUAGGCAAUUAUGUUUUUUUGAAUCUUUUUUUAGCCAUUUUAUUGGAAAACUUUGAGGAAGAAUAUAAAUAAGAUAAGACAGGAUUAGAUUAUGAAAUUUAAUAAGUAAAGAAUAGUUCAACAACAUAAGUAAUGCCACAUUCUACAUUAUAAUAAUCAGGAACAAAUAUAAAUAUGAAUAGUAAUAACUAAAUUUAAUUCACUAAUUAGCCAAUAUUGAGAAGAAGAUCAUAAGUGAAAAUAACUUUUCAUCAUGAUGAAUCAAUAUAAAAGAAGAAGGAACCUUCUUUUAUUUAUUUCAGUGAAUAAGGGGUUUGUUAAAAUUCAUUAUUUAUUUUUAGUUAAUAGAAUUAAUUUAGAAGGAUUGCAUAUAGAAUAGUGAAAGAUAAAAAAUUUGAAGGGUUUAUAUUUAUUUUGAUAUUUCUGACAAGUGUAAAAUUAGUUUUAGAUACUUAUAUUCCAUCUUAAGGAGAUAUUAGAAUAUAUUCAAUUUAAUUUGAUAUAGGAUUUGCAAUAUUAUUUGGAUUAGAAUUCUUAUUUAAAAUAGUAGCAUUUGGAUUUGUUUAAGAAGAAGCUUCAUAUUUGAGAGAAUCUUGGAAUAUUUUAGAUUUCUUUAUAGUAAUAGCAUCUUUUGUGGAUGUCAGUGUAUCUAGUAUAAAUUUAAGUUUUGUGAAAAUCUUAAGAUUGCUUAGAACAUUAAGACCUCUUCGAUUUAUUACUCAUAAUAAAUCAAUGAAGAUUUUAGUAAGUGCAUUAUUACAAUCAAUAAAUGGUAUUUUCAAUGUUGGAAUAGUAAUAAUUUUAUCUUGGUUAAUGUUUGCCAUAUUAGGAGUGAGUUUAAUGAAAAACAAACUUCAUUAUUGUAAUUUAAAUGAUGGGAAAACAUAUUAUUAUGGAUAAGAAGAUUGUAUUAAUAAAUAUUAAGGAAUAUGGGAGAAUAGAGAUAUUAACUUUGAUAAUGUAUUACGAGGAAUGUUAACACUUUUUGUUUUGUCUACUUUAGAAGGAUGGCCAGAUUAUAUGUAUUAUUUUAUAGAUGCUGAUGAAUCAGGUCCUAUUUUUGAAGCUCAACUUCAAUUUUCAUGGUAUUUUGUAAUUUUCAUACUUUUCGGAGCUAUGCUUUUAAUUAACUUAUUUAUUGGUGUUAUUUUAGUUAAUUAUCAUUUAGCUGAAGAAGCAUCAAGAGAUUAAACUCUUACUUAAACAUAAAGUGAUUGGAUUGAUUUAUAAAAACUUAUUAUCCAUUCCAAUCCUAAUAUGGCAAUGUUUUUCCCUCCUGAUAAUCCAUUUAGAGCAAUCUUUUUUAAAUUAAUCAAAUACAAAUAUUUUGAUCCUCUUAUUAUGACUAUUAUUGUACUUAAUAUUAUAACUAUGGGUUUGGCGAAAGAAGAGGCUUCAAAAUAGUACGAUUAAAUCUUAAAUUAUUUAAACCUAUCUUUUACAUUUGUAUUUAUCUUAGAAGCUAUUCUUAAAUUAAUAGCUAUAGGAAUCAUAGGAUAUAUGAGAAAUAGUUGGAAUUAAUUUGAUUUCUUUGUUGUUUGUGCUUCAAUAUUAGAUUUAAUUUUGGAUUUCUCUGGAAAUUCAUUUGUAACAUUCUUAAAGGUUGGACCAUAAAUUGCUAGAGUAUUUAGAGUUCUUAGAGUCACUAGAUUAUUUAGAUUAGUUAAAUAAUUUUAAGGAUUGCAAAAAUUAAUUGAAACAGCACUUUAUUCACUUCCUGCUAUGCUUAAUGUUACAGCUUUACUUUUUCUUGUUUUCUUUAUUUUUUCUAUUCUAGGAGUUUUCUUAUUUUAAGAUAUUAAAACAGGUGAAAUUAUUAAUGACGUUACUAAUUUUUAAGAUUUUCAUCAUUCAUUUGAGAUUCUAUUCUAAUGUUCAACUGGUGAAGAUUGGCAUAAAGUUAUGUUUGAUACAAUGAGAGGAGGUUAAGAAUAUAAUUGUAUCUUUUUCAUUUUCUUUAUUAUUAUUUAGCAAUAUAUCAUGCUAAAUUUAUUUAUCUUGAUUAUUUUAGAUCAAUAUGAAAUUAAUUAUUUCAAUUCUGAUAAUCCAUUAAAUAAAUUUUAAGAAUUUGAAAAUAUUUUUGUUGAAAGUUGGUCUAAAUUUGCUUAUUAAGAUAAAGGUAUGAAAAUGCAUGGAACAGCCUUAGUUAAUUUAAUGUUUGAAAUGGAAUAACCAUUAGGAUAUGAACUUAAUAGAAAAUUAUAAGAAGAUAUCUAAGAAUGGAAGAAUAUUAAUCCAGAUAAUGAUCCAUCUCAAUUAGAUAAAUUUAAAUAAUAACUACUAGUUGCUGCUAAAAAAAAUGUUGCCACUUAAAUUAUGAAAAUGAAUAUUUAUUCUGAUUCUGAUGGUUAUGUUAGAUAUCAUUAAGUAUUAUUUUCAGUACUUAAGAAUUAUUUAUAAAAGAAAUUAAAUUAUAAUCUAACUGAAGUAGGAGCUAAAAAAAUUAAAUAAAAAGAACAUGAAACUAUAUCAAAAAUUACAAAAUCUGAUAUCUCAAAAUCAGAAAAUCUAGUUAAUCCUAUAGUGUAAUAUCUUUUUGUACUCAUGGCAUUCAAAGCAAUGAAAAGAUAUAAGUUUAAAAAGAAAUUGCAAUAAUAAAAAUUAGCUUAAUUAUCUAUUUUAGGUUAAGAGUAUUUCAGUGAUGAUAAUAGUUCUAACACUUCUUAUGAUGGUAAUGCUGAAAUAUUAUCUCGUAAAACUAAAGGAAGUAAUGCAAGAAUUGAACCAGAAUAUGGGUAAGUUAAAUAUUUAUCAGUUCCAAAUACAAUGAUCUAUUAGAAUAUUUUAGCUCUAAAUCAUCAAGUAGUUAGUGAUAGUGAUAAUGAUAGUAGUCAAAAUUAAUCAUCAGAUUAAGAUAAUAGUAAUUUAAGAAAAUUCUAAAAAAUUUCUCAAAAAGUAGAAGGAUUAAAAAGAAGAGGAAGUUAAAAGCAAACAUAUAAAAAAUGA